ACAGUUUGUCCUUCUUGCAAUGCCAUAGCAGAUAGCUGACGACACCAGUCCUGAAAAGACGGUGCCAGCAUGGCGUUUACUUUAUACUCCCUUAUCCAGGCUGCAAUUCUAUGUGUAAAUGCAAUUGCAGUUUUGCACGAAGAGAGGUUCCUGAGUAAAGUUGGCUGGGGUGCGGACCAAGGCAUCGGAGGGUUUGGUGAUGAACCAGGGAUUAAAUCUCAACUUUUGAAUCUUGUUCGCUCUGUGAGGACAGUUAUGAGAGUGCCCUUGAUAAUAGUUAAUUCGGUGUGUAUUGUCUUGCUGCUACUGUUUGGAUAAAGAGACGGUGGCAGCAGCUCAACAACUCAAUGGAUUGGAUACAGGAAUAAAAACAGAAGACUUUGUAA
Anguilla rostrata (American eel) is the source of this 386-nucleotide messenger RNA. RefSeq names its product immediate early response 3 interacting protein 1 (gene ier3ip1). Gene Ontology annotation, biological process: endoplasmic reticulum to Golgi vesicle-mediated transport. The transcript is spliced from 3 exons. Gene Ontology annotation, cellular component: Golgi membrane; endoplasmic reticulum membrane; COPII-coated ER to Golgi transport vesicle. The record is from RefSeq and is a predicted model, not a curated record. Lineage: Eukaryota; Metazoa; Chordata; Actinopteri; Anguilliformes; Anguillidae. The coding region runs from base 70 to 318 and encodes 82 amino acids.